Messenger RNA from Chilo suppressalis (striped riceborer), 3209 nucleotides. The record is from the annotation of a GenBank genome assembly. NCBI's taxonomy places the organism in Eukaryota, Metazoa, Arthropoda, Insecta, Lepidoptera, Crambidae.
CUUGGGGUUGGCGUCGCGUCCGUUGCCGACUCAACAACUCCAGCUAUACCUACCGCGAGUGAGUUCGUAUUUCUACCACCCCUCCCUACCGACCAAGGUCAUCAUUACGCAAUUUGACACCUGUUGUGUGUACAUAAAGUACAACGUUGAUGUGAUCAGAAAUGUGCUUAAACAAGAAUCUCGUAAAGCUCGUGGAGUACUUUCAAUUGCGUUCAUGUGAAUUUCGUUAGAGCCAGUUCGCAUCAUUAAAAAAUUCGAAAUGAGCCGCAACAUUAAAAUUGUGUUUACAAAACUCUUGCUGUGCUUUUUUGUGUCUGGUGCCUUUGGAAGAUCAUGGGCAAACCAUCACGACACCACAACGUCGACGACGCAAACCACGCCGACGACAAGUCCACUCCCUAAAAACAUUCACAGUGAUCCUCUCAUAGUGGAAACUAAAAGCGGUCUCAUUAAAGGUUACGCCAAAACGGUAAUGGGACGAGAAGUUCACAUUUUCACCGGAAUACCGUUUGCCAAACCACCACUUGGUCCACUCAGGUUUCGCAAGCCGGUACCAAUAGAUCCAUGGCAUGGAGUUCUCGAAGCUACCGCUAUGCCAAAUAGUUGUUACCAAGAGAGGUACGAAUAUUUCCCAGGGUUCGAGGGGGAGGAAAUGUGGAAUCCGAACACAAAUAUAUCAGAAGACUGUUUGUAUUUAAACAUAUGGGUGCCACAGCAUUUGAGAGUUCGCCAUCACCAAGAGAAACCCCUGACAGAAAAGCCAAAAGUGCCAAUAUUAGUGUGGAUAUACGGCGGUGGUUACAUGAGUGGCACAGCUACGCUCGACUUGUACAAAGCUGACAUAAUGGCAUCCUCCAGUGAUGUGAUCGUUGCUUCCAUGCAGUAUAGGGUAGGAGCGUUUGGAUUUUUAUACCUCAACAAAUAUUUUUCGGCGGGAAGUGAAGAGGCGCCUGGUAACAUGGGUUUGUGGGAUCAACAGUUGGCUAUCCGCUGGAUAAAGGAAAACGCUCGAGCUUUCGGGGGUGACCCGGAAUUAAUAACACUCUUCGGAGAGUCAGCCGGAGGUGGCAGUGUGAGUCUGCAUAUGCUCUCGCCUGAAAUGAAAGGGCUGUUUAAAAGAGGAAUCUUACAGUCUGGUACCUUGAACGCUCCCUGGAGUUGGAUGACGGGCGAAAGAGCACAGGACAUCGGCAAGGUUUUAGUAGAUGACUGCAACUGCAACAGUUCUCUAUUGACUGCUGACCCGAGCUUAGUUAUGGACUGCAUGCGUGGAGUAGACGCGAAGACAAUUUCUGUGCAGCAGUGGAAUUCUUAUACUGGUAUCUUAGGGUUUCCGUCGGCACCGACAGUUGAUGGGGUUUUUUUGCCAAAGGACCCUGACACGAUGAUGAAAGAAGGCAAUUUUCAUAAUACCGAAGUGCUUCUUGGCAGUAAUCAAGAUGAAGGGACGUAUUUCUUACUCUACGACUUUCUUGACUACUUCGAAAAAGAUGGGCCCAGUUUUCUACAGCGAGAGAAGUUCUUGGAGAUCGUCGACACAAUUUUCAAGGAAUUUUCCAAAAUCAAAAGGGAAGCCAUAGUUUUUCAAUACACUGACUGGGAGGAAAUCACAGAUGGCUAUCUAAACCAGAAGAUGAUAGCUGACGUGGUUGGCGAUUAUUUCUUCGUGUGCCCCACCAACUACUUCGCGGAGAUCUUGGCCGAUGCUGGGGUGGAUGUCUACUAUUACUACUUCACCCACCGCACCAGCACGAGUCUUUGGGGCGAAUGGAUGGGCGUGAUGCACGGCGAUGAGAUGGAGUACGUGUUUGGCCACCCGCUAAACAUGUCGCUGCAGUACCACACUCGCGAGAGGGACUUGGCCGCACACAUCAUGCAGUCCUUCACCAGAUUCGCUCUGACCGGUAAGCCACACAAGCCGGAUGAGAAAUGGCCCCUGUACUCCAGAUCCUCGCCGCACUACUAUACGUACACAGCCGAUGGCACCAGCGGCCCCGCAGGACCCCGGGGACCGAGGGCCUCCGCCUGUGCCUUCUGGAACGACUUCCUGAACAAACUCAACGAAUUGGAGCACGUCCCCUGUGAUAGAGCAGUGACGGGCCCCUACAGUAGCGUAGCAGGCACUACCCUGCCCAUACUGCUGCUCACUGCCCUCGCUACCAGCGUAGCCCUGUAAGCUAACCAGUAUUCCAGCACCCACGCGAUGGACGCUAAACUUGUGCUAAUUGAAACCAGCGCAAACACAAUAGAUAGGCAAAAUGAGGUUGAAAUAUUUUCUACGUAACAUUUCAGUUUUAAACGGAAUAGAAUUUACUAGAGCGUAGAAAUUAAUUUUGAUGGACUUACUUUUGUUGGUAAGAAUGAUGGCGGAUUCAAGUGACGCGUUCGUUGAGACUGUUUCGAUAAGUAUUUGUGAAGACAAAAAAUGAGAUGUUUGAUAUUUUCUUAAAGAAAGGAGCGAUCUUAUAUAUCGUGAUAUUGGACGAUUUAGUAGACACGAUGUUCUUUUUUGUAGAUAUAGCUUUUUCAUUAUGAUCAGACGCUGAAUGUUUGCUGCUGAAGUUUAAAAAUCGGCGAGUGUGAAAUGGUUUUAAAUUUACUUCGAGAAGAAAAAACGAAUUGUGUACGGAAAAUGCACUGUUACAUGUUACAAAAUUAAAUGCGCGUGAUCUUUUUUUAAUUUCUUGUUAAUGUCAAUGACUCUAUGAUUACAAAUGUAAGAUGAAUAUUUGACACAUUGUUCGGUGUUGAGGGUUCAUAACUAUGUAUGCCCGUAUAAUAUAAAGGUUUAUAUGUUAAAUGUGCUAAGUUAAAUUAGUUUCAGAAUGUUCCUCUUCCUAGUUGGCUCAUGUUUGAUGUUUUGUGUUUAGUCGUAAUAAAAGUUAUUUAUAAAAUUGUAACCUACAGAAUUGUAAACAUUAGAUCCGUGUGUGAAGUGUUAAAGUUAGUAGGUAUGUUAUAUAUGUCAGCUUUGUCGAAGCGUUGCUUACACACGACAGUGAUUUUUAAUCGUCAUACAUAUCAAAGUGUGCCUGUGCUUAAAUAACAAAUACAUAUCUUUAACUUAGCGAAAUUUUAGAAUUUUAUAUUUAAAUUAAUAUAUUAAAAGUCGAGCGUAUACUGUGAGACGAAUUUUUAUCAAUAUACCAAUAUAUGUAUAUUUACUACUAUUAGGGAAGCUAUUGUAUUCGUACCACUCGAGAAUCUUA